Seriola dumerili (greater amberjack) is the source of this 1654-nucleotide messenger RNA. RefSeq lists its product as uncharacterized. NCBI's taxonomy places the organism in Eukaryota, Metazoa, Chordata, Actinopteri, Carangiformes, Carangidae. Gene Ontology annotation, molecular function: histone deacetylase activity. The record is from RefSeq and is a predicted model, not a curated record. The transcript has 8 exons. The coding region runs from base 103 to 1155 and encodes 350 amino acids.
CCUCCAGCCUGUUUACAACCGUGCUGCUACCUCGUUUCAUAACAUCAGACUGAAUAUAAGUCGGCAUUUCUCUGUCCUCUGUCAGUUACUGUCAUUUGAUUGAUGUUAGUCAGAGAAAUGACUUGCAUAAAGCAAAUACUUUGCAAAAGACCUCGAAUAAAAGUCGGACGUUUGUUUGGUGCAGCUUUCGCCGCCUGCAGAUGUUUCCGUGCAGAAACAGUAAGACAUGGAUCCGGCGGGCUGCCAGUAGUUCAUCACAGCGGGUACGUGUGUGACCUCCCACCAAAGCACAGGUUUCCGAUGGGCAAGUUUCCCCGGGUUUUACACUUUCUAAUCAAAGACCAAGUCAUUACAGAGAAACAGGUGUGGGUUCCUCAAAUUGCCUCUAAAGAUUUACUGAGCUGUGUGCACACUGAGGAAUACCUGAACAACUUCAUAAAUGGGAAGGUAAAUGAGCAGGAACAAAGGAGGACAGGUUUCUCCUGGAGCGAGGGCCUGGUGAGACGAUGUCGAUAUGAAACAGGUGGGACUCUUCUGGCUGCUGAAGUCGCUCUGCAGAGGGGUCUGGCCUGCAGUACAGCAGGAGGAACCCAUCAUGCUUUUCCAAGCUUUGGUUCAGGGUUUUGUCUCCUCAAUGACUUAGCAGUUGCAGCCAAAUACCUGAUGGGCAACUCCUCACCCAAGAGGAAGGUUCUGAUUGUGGAUCUAGACGUGCAUCAGGGUGACGGCACAGCUUUCAUAUUUAAAGAGGAGACGUGUGUGUUUACAUUCUCAGUGCAUUGUGGGAAAAACUUCCCCCUCCGCAAACAACAGAGUGACCUAGAUAUCAGCGUGGAGGAUGGGAUGGAAGACAAGGACUACCUCUCCACAGUGGAGGCUCACCUUCCCUGGCUGCUGGAGACUUUUCGUCCAGACCUGGUGCUGUAUGACGCAGGCGUCGACCCUCACUGGGAAGAUGAACUCGGGAGGCUCCGCCUGACUGACCAAGGGCUGUAUCAGAGAGAUCUGUAUGUGAUGAAGACUGUGGUGAGCAGGGGCGUUCCUGUCGCUGCCGUUAUUGGAGGAGGAUAUUCAAGAGACAUCGACAAACUGGCCCUCAGACACUCCAUCGUCCACAGAGCAGCAACUCAGGUUUGGAGGGAAUGUGGAAUGUAAAACCUUCAUCCCCUGAAUGAAGAGGACCCUCAAAGCCCAACUGAUACUUGAUCUUUAGGAGCCAGUGCCAAUAUUAAUAUGUGGUAAUAAAAGAAUUGAUGUGAAUCACAACUUGCUUUAUACUCUAUAUUAACAGGAUGACAUUUUUAAUCAAGAAUUAUGAAAAAGAUAUUGGAGACAAUGGACUUUGCAUAAUAUUGUAAUCUGCUGGACAAAUUAUGUGAUUUUAAAUUUUUUGUGGUAGAUUGGAACAAGAUAUUUACAGCUAACCUACAUGCUGUAUGUGCUAAGCUAAUGUAUUCAUUUGGAAAUAUAAUUUGUUUUCAUUUUGAAAAGCUGGUGAUCAUGGUCAUGCAAGUGACUUUCUAGUAUAGCAUGUGGUGUGUUGGCUGAAGUCAUUUAAGAUGUCCAACUUGUUUACCUCAUCAAGAUACUGUAUGGUUACUUCUGUAGUAGUUAUUGUCUCUAGAACUAUUAAAUAUUCUGUUAUUGAACUAUA